This is a messenger RNA of Oppiella nova, 381 nucleotides long. The record is from the annotation of a GenBank genome assembly. Lineage: Eukaryota; Metazoa; Arthropoda; Arachnida; Sarcoptiformes; Oppiidae.
AUUGCAGUGUCUGGUACCUUUUAUUACGGUCAAAGGGACACCAUUGUGGACAUUGAUAAAGCUUUCCAUGAUAGCAAAAUUGUGCCUGAUAUUAUUGAUACAAGCCCAAAGGAACUGGUCAAGGUUACUUACCCGGGAAAUAUAAGCAUAGAACUAGGCACUGAAAUUACCCCUGCUCAGUCAAACACGGAACCACAUUUAACAUGGACUACCAAACAAUCUGCCUAUUAUACGAUAGCGAUGGUUGACCCUGAUGCAAGUACGCGUAGUAUAAAACAUUGGUUAGUCAUGAACGUAGCGGGUGACCAGGUAUCCGGUGGUCAUAUCGUUACCGGUUAUUCAGGUCCACACCCGCCAGAGGGCACUGGUCUACACCGUAAU